UCGCCCCCAGCGCGACCAACACCGACGAGACGCGACUCGGAAUCAUCACUUCCGCCUUCGUCACCCCCUGCGCCCUUUUCAGAUACGGAUGACAGCUUAGAUGAACGUGACGCAGUAUGCGAUGUCGAUGAGGAUGUUGAAGAGGAAGAAGAAGAUGGAGAGGACCUCUUCGGCGCCAAUCUUCAGGAUGACUACGGGGAGAAUGAGCUUUUGGACCAAUAUUCCGACACUGGACUGGACGACGAGCAAGAAUACGACUUGGACGCCGCCGCACGUCGUGCCGCCGAGGUCCAGAUGGCACGCAGAGACCGCUUAGAGAGAGGCGGGCGACGUGGUCGCAGGGCUGCAGGCAGAAGCCGUAUGCCUGAAUAUUUAUUGGGCAGCGACGGUCUCGCCGAUAGUGAAGACGAUAUCACUGGCGGGCUCCUAUCAGGCAUGAAGAAACGGACACGUCGGCAGUAUGACGAGCGUAGAGACCAGGAUGAUAUGGACGGUAUCGAAGACGAGAUUCCUUUGGAGCAACUAGGAGACAUCAAGGCGAAGUCCAUCAUCGAAUGGAUCGCAAAUGAGCGUGUUCGCCGGUCCAUAGUGAAACACUUCCGUCACUUCUUGAUGACGUACGUCGACGAACACGGAGCGUCCGUAUACGGUCAACGCAUACGAAACCUUGGAGAGAACAACUCCGAGUCUCUUGAGGUCUCAUACCUCCAUCUUGCCCUCUCAAAGCCCAUUCUCGCGUACUUCCUGACAAACUCCCCCAGCGCCAUGCUAGCGAUUUUCGAUGAAGUCGCAUUAACCGCCAUUCUCGUGUACUAUCCUAACUACGAACGCAUCCAUUCCGAGGUCCACGUGCGGAUUACCGACCUUCCACUGGUUACUUCCUUGCGGGAUCUCCGGAGGGCGGACCUGAACAACCUCGUUCGGGUUACUGGAGUAGUCACGAGGAGGACUGGCGUCUUCCCCCAGCUGAAAUACGUCAAAUUUGACUGCAAGAAAUGUGGUGCCGUGCUGGGGCCGUUCUACCAAGAUUCUACGAGAGAAGUGAAGAUCAGUUAUUGCCCGAAUUGCGAGGGCAAGGGACCAUUCCAAGUGAACUCGGAGCAGACGAUAUACCGAAACUAUCAGAAAAUGACAUUACAGGAAUCACCUGGCUCCGUGCCUGCGGGUCGCCUUCCUCGACACCGUGAGGUCGUUCUGCUCUGGGAUCUUAUUGACACUGCAAAACCUGGAGAGGAGAUUGAAGUUACGGGAAUCUACCGCAACAAUUUCGACGCAUCUCUGAAUUCUAAGAACGGGUUCCCGGUCUUCUCCACGAUCAUCGAGGCGAACCACAUCAACAAGAAGGAAGAUCAGUUCGCCGCCUUCCGUCUCACCGAAGAAGACGAAAAGCAGAUUCGUGCCAUGGCUCGUGACGAACGCAUACGGAAACGUAUCAUCAAGUCUAUCGCUCCCUCCAUCUACGGCCACGAGGACAUCAAGACAGCCCUUGCGUUAUCACUAUUCAGCGGUGUUCCGAAAGAUAUCAACCGGAAACAUCGGAUCCGUGGCGACAUAAAUGUGCUCCUCCUCGGUGACCCUGGUACCGCAAAGUCGCAAUUCCUGAAGUACGUGGAGAAGACCGCGCAUAGGUCCGUCUACGCCACUGGGCAGGGUGCCUCCGCUGUCGGUUUGACUGCGAGCGUACGCAAGGACCCGGUCACGCGCGAGUGGACGCUGGAAGGAGGAGCCCUCGUCCUCGCAGACAAGGGCGUAUGUCUCAUCGAUGAGUUCGACAAGAUGAACGAUGCCGACCGAACAUCGAUCCACGAGGCUAUGGAACAGCAAUCGAUAUCCAUUUCCAAGGCCGGUAUCGUCACUACCCUACAGGCACGGUGCGCUAUCGUCGCUGCAGCCAACCCUAUCAGGGGACGGUAUAAUCCGACGAUACCCUUCCAGCAAAACGUUGAGUUGACUGAACCCAUUCUAUCUCGAUUCGAUGUCUUGUGUGUCGUCAAGGACGCUGUCGAUCCCGUACAGGAUGAGCUGCUUGCGAGAUUCGUCGUCGGCAGUCAUCUCCGGAGUCAUCCCAAGUUCGAGGCGGACAAGGAUGAAAUGGACGUUGGCACGACGCUGGACGCAGAUAUCAUUCCCCAGGAUGUCCUGCGCAAGUAUAUCAUGUACGCCAGGGAGAAGGUCCGCCCGAAAUUGUAUGACCUCGACCAGGAGAAACUGUCUCGCCUGUUCUCUGAUUUGAGGCGCGAGUCGAUGGCCACUGGAUCGUACCCGAUCACUGUCCGUCAUCUAGAGAGUAUGAUUCGUAUGGCGGAGGCUAGUGCAAAGAUGGCUCUCAGAGAGUACGUCCGGGGGGACGAUAUCGACUUAGCCAUCUCAGUGGCCGUCGGUAGUUUCGUGAACGCCCAGAAGAUGUCUAUCAAGAAGACGCUGGAAAGAGGUUUCCGGAAAUACCUCACGCAAGCCAGGGACCAUGAAGAGUUGCUGGCCUUCAUCCUUGGUCAGAUUGUCAAGGAGAAAGCACGUUUCUACCAAUUGCAGCGGUAUCAGCAGCCCGAGCUUGUGACCGUGAAGGUGGCUGAACUGGAUGAACGGGCGAAGGAACAUGACAUAUACGACACGACGCCGUUCUUGCACUCCAAGCUAUUCCGUACGAAUGGGUAUAAGCUCGAGGACGGCGUUAUUGAGAAGAGAUUCAAAAGGGAUGACGAACUCUAGGUCUCAAAUAUAGUCGCAUAUACUAUUUUUGUCUUGUCUCUCCUUGUAUAAAGUAUCACGUUCUUGUACUAAUUGUACUAAUAAUGUCAGUGAAUAGCGAAAGAUAC
Gloeophyllum trabeum ATCC 11539 is the source of this 2816-nucleotide messenger RNA. RefSeq names its product MCM-domain-containing protein. Gene Ontology annotation, biological process: mitotic DNA replication initiation; DNA replication; double-strand break repair via break-induced replication. Gene Ontology annotation, molecular function: 3'-5' DNA helicase activity; ATP binding; single-stranded DNA binding. The transcript has 9 exons. The coding region runs from base 295 to 2709 and encodes 804 amino acids. Lineage: Eukaryota; Fungi; Basidiomycota; Agaricomycetes; Gloeophyllales; Gloeophyllaceae. Gene Ontology annotation, cellular component: MCM complex; nucleus. The record is from RefSeq and is a predicted model, not a curated record.